CCCGGUGGAGCCUCACCGAGAAGACUCGCUUUCCCUUGCAGCAUUGCGGCCCCCCUCCCAUCUCGCGCCUUCCCUCUUGUCUCUGGUCGAGCUGCUAGCCGUCGGUGUGUGUUGUUGUUGAAGCAAUGAUGGCGGCAGCGGGAUGCGGAUCAGCAACCGCGGCUGCCGUAGGAGGCCAAGGUGGAACCGCCACGGCCAGAGGUCGUUUCCCCGGUCGGCCUUGGUCGUCACGCAGUCGUUUGCGCUCCGAGAAGCGGUGGCAACUCGGACGAUCAGGCUUAGAAGCUGAUGAUGUGAGUAACGGAGGGCCAAGGCCCGCAAACAUGGUCCUCUCGUUAAACGAUGACCAGCCUCACUUGCGCUUGCUCGGGAUAGAGGCGAGCCACCAGGUCCUUGGCCAGGCUGGGUACAGCUCUAGUGGGAGUGAAGAGGUGAGGUCCCAAACCGAGCCAGGAGGAGAUGACUUCAGAGGAUUUGAAGCUGAUAGAAAAGGUCCCAAAGGACCUGCAUGGUCUCGACAAAACCCUUCCAAAGGUGAUGCUGUCAACACAAAAACUAAACGACAAAGUGAAAAGCUGCCACUUAAAAUGCCAGCAGAGGAGGCAGCUCUAACCCCACCUGAUCCUGUAAAAGAAAUAAAAUCACUGGAGGAAGUUCCCGUCUUAUCUCCUGAGGCAAAGCCUGCAAAGGAUUGCAGGAAAGGUUCAAAAGGAAAAAACACCAUGGAUCGACAGUCCACUAAAAGCGGAGCGUCAUCAGCAGCACCAAGGAUUACUAUAAAGUUGGUGGCCAAAAAGAAAAUGAAAACUGUAAAGGAACCUGCUUCACAGAAAAAAUCUGUGAAAAAACUGAAGAUAAAAGGAAUUCAGGAUCAGUCUAAAACCAAGGACAUUCAGGGCAACCAGAUUUCAAGUGCUCAUGUCAAAUUAAAAACGGAACCACAUGAGGAAAAACUUGUCACCGAGGAUAAGGGAGAGGGGACUGUACCUGCAAGAAGGCGCGGGAGAUCUGCCUCAAAGACAACUGAGCCUGUCAGCCAGACCAGCGCCAAAGUUGUGAGUGAUGACCAAAAAUCAAAAGAGGGAAACGUAGUUGGUCGACUUGUCACUGCAAUGGAGAGUCGGACUAAAGAGCCAAAAACGAAUGCAAAGAAAUUAAAGCAGAAAGAAUUUGCAACAGAACAGAGUUCUGAAUUUAAUCAAGUAGUGGUUCGUAGGAGCAACAGAGUCACUACCCCCCUCUCUACAAGUGUCUCAGACAGUGCAGCUGAACCAGAGAAUCAGAGCAAAAGUGAUGCCAUUCUGGUGGAGUCAAAAAAAGAAGUUUCUAAAACUCUGGAGGCCAAACCAUCUUCAAGAGGGGACAGACGAAGGCAAAGCAAGAGGCUAAAUAAGGAUGUAACAGUGCCAGAAAACCAUGAUCCAUCAUCCACAGAGACUGAUAAUUCAGCUGCACAGCUCGGUGACAGUUUGUCUUUGAAAAAAGAGGAAAUGAGAGUCCCAAGUUUAAAGUUGAUAAAGAUCAGAAAUCCAAAAUAUGAUCGACAGGCCAGUGGGAAGAAUUCAACUCGAAAGAAAAAACGCAGAAAAUUUGUCUGGACAUUAACAUUAGUGAAGGGAGUAGGUCAGACACGGGGGACUGAAAACACUGACAAAGCACCGGAGAAGAAUGUGAGGGAAGUGGACCAGUCCACUUUUUGUGACACGAGUGUCAACAAGACUUUGAAUGGCAUGGAUAAAAAAUCUAAACUGGACUAUUCGGCACCACAAGAGAGCAAAAGCACGGAAAGCGAGUGUUUUCAAAAAAAAGCAGACGUAUCUGAGGAAAAGACAACGCUGCAGGUGGAAGUUGAAGUGGAACAGGUAGCUGAAGCUCCACCUGCAGAAAUAAAUAAAACGGAUUGCGGGAAAGUUGUCCCACCUCUACAGAUCAAAAAGGUAUCUUCUCCUGGUAAACAUAAAAGCUCAAAGCCAUCAUUUUUAAUUCAGCAAGUCAGUCCUGUGUCUGAAAGGAAUGAAGAUGUUUUCAAAGAUCUAAAUGAAGUCAGUGAGGAUAAGUCAUCGUGUCCGGAUACAGUCGUCAACCCAACUAGGAGACUAAGAAGGAGGACGUCAAGCAUUGAUUCACCACAAACAAAGUCUGUCAGUCAUAAACCAGUAACCACUCCAAAACGAAGACUUAGAACAAGUCCACAAAAGGACGCAGCUCCACUGCUGCACAUUGAAGAUUCUUCUCAGGUUUCAACUGAUGAUUCAGCUACUAAUGUUCUUCCUGAAAACUCUAGUCCGGUUUUGGCUGAGAAGCCGACGCAGGUGACGAGUUUAAACUCCACAAAAGUUCCUGAUAAGGAUCCUUCAAAGAUUGCUGGUGAUCCCUCAGAGCCGCCAGUUGAAAUCUCUCCACAGAUGGUAAAGAAUGAGGUCGAACCACAGAUUACAGUGGAGAAACCAUUGCCAGUGCCUUCCAAACCUAGAAAAAGUAGAAAUAAUAAAUUACGAAAAAAGAAGUCUGCCCAAAUGAAGAAGACUGUUGUGUCCCCUGAAAUCCCUGUCAACACAGAGUUGGCUACAGUUGAAGCUACUAUCACAGAGUCUGUAGAAAAGGAAGAUACUUCUACGACACAUUUAGAACCAGAGGCAAGUCAGCCAGAAGCAAAGGAUUUCACCCAGUCAGAGGCAACACAGAUCUCUGUGUCAGUGGAAGAAGAGCUUAUACAGUCCCCGGUUAAAGAGGAAACAGAUAUUCAGUUGAUAGAUAGUCAACCUUCUUUGGUGUCCGAAAGCCAACAAUCUUUGGUGUCCGAAAGCCAACAAUCAUUAGUGUCUGAAAGUCAAGCACGUGACCCAAGAACACUGCGCCUACAAAAGAAAUCUCUCAAAAAAGCCAAAAAGAGGCGGAAGAUUUUGAUUGGGCAACGUCAGAAACACAGGCACAGGAGCAGAGACGGGAAGUUUGCUCCACUUAAAAUAUCUGACCGUCAGAAAACAGUUGAAGAGGAUAGUGACAUUUCCGCCCCAUUGGCAGCUACCACACCAGCCCUGAGCUCCAAACUGAUCGGAGUGCAUAAAAAAUACAAAAAGACACAUUCAGGCCUAAAGUUUUUUGGGUCUAAAAGGCCAGAACCACAAUCUAAAAUAAUUUCUAAGCUGCUAGAAAUUGGGCUUGAAAAAGAUGAUUUGAAGCAAGAAGAAACAGACACGUUGGUUGAUGGGGGGCAGGCAGAUGUUGUCGAUACCCAGCCUGGUAAAUCAAAGUUUGUAAAAAACAUCAAGCACUUCAUUAUGCCUGUUGUUAGUGCUAGAUCCUCUCGAGUCAUAAAGACCCCACAAAGGUUCAUGGAUGAUGUUGGAAUGUCUGUAUUGCCUCGAAGAAACUCUCCAAAGAAGGGUCUACAAUUGGGUUUGCAAAUACGUCCGGGAAAGAGGAGAGACGAUGGGAUGGACAGAGCAAUAUCCCCUAUCCUGCCAGUCGAAGGUGAGGACAUACUGAGUGAAGCGCAACUGGAUGUCGAUCUGUUUUCAGCACAGGAUCUAGAUGACGACCUUGAUUUAGCUGACAGCCUGUUCUCUGAGAGAAAAAGUAGCAAAAGUGAAAAGAAGAGGUCUUUUCUGAAGAACUCUAGUUUCAAGUGGCAUAUGUCGGAGGAGUCUAGCGAGGAAAUGUAUACACCGGACAAAUCUCCAGAGAACAAAUGUGAGGAUCUGUUUUUAUCUGCACCAGUGGAUAAGCCCACAGAACUGUCUAGUGACCUCCUGGAUGCUCAGAAAAAGAAAAGCUCUCCAAAGUUUAAUAAACAAACAGCUCAACUCAAGAUUUACCAAGGGCUGAAGAAGAUAAACUCGGUUCUUCCCAAAAGCAAAAAUACAACAGAGAUGGACAGCGUGAGUAAACCCCUUCAGCCCCCUGUGGAUUUAGCAGAAGGACUGGAUGAUGAGGCCAUGAGCAUCAGCCUCAGGCAGCGGAAUACGAACGUUGAAAAGUCCAAGCUCAAGAUUGAAGACCUUGAUAGUCCGGGAGUAGUGAGGAAAGUUUCUGUGUGUGUUCGGAACACAAACUCUAAGACGCUUGGAUUUCAGCACAGUAAAGAGAAGAGUUUAGUGGCAAAAGACAUCAUCCCACGUCCCUCAGGAGAGCUGCCGUCAGAGCAGAACUCAGGCACAGGUCAAAGCGAUUACCCUGGGACUGUGGAGAGGGGAACGUCACAAAGAGCGCGCCUCACUGGUGCAAAUAAAAGAAUGUUCAAUCUCCUCAGGAAAGCGAAGGUCCAGCUCAUUAAAAUUGACCAGCAGAAACAGCUGAAGUCAUCUGGGCUGUUAUCUGGCCCGAGUGGCGCCAGGUCUCGAGAUGUCAACUCUAAGAGACACAAGAGGAAGCAGAGGGUGCAGCCUCAUGCUGUUCCAGUCAAGACAGAGUCGCCCCAAGGACAACUCAUCUCCCCACUGUGUCAGGAGUUUCGUAGAGCAGGAGGCCCACGGAUCAAGCACGUGUGUCGUGCAGCAUCUGUGGUGCUGGGACAGCCUCGAGCCUUGGUCCCAGAUGACAUUCCCAGACUGAGCGCUCUGCCUCUGCAUGAAAGAAGUGGCAUUUCCCCAUCUGCCAUCACUAAAGAUGUUGGGUCUCCCUCAGAGUCAGACAGUCCAGGACUCUCAGAUCCAAAGGUCACCAAAGUCAAGAAACCAUCGAGUUUUGCGAAACGGAAAGGACUCGGGCCGUUUGGGUACCGUUCUCGGAGGUGUGGCGUAUGCAAAGGCUGCAACCACGAGGACGACUGUGGCGACUGCAUAAACUGCCUUGACAAACCUAAGUUUGGUGGUCCCAAUACAAAACGACAGUGUUGUGUGUAUAAAAGAUGUGAUCAAAUUGAAGAGAGGAAAGCACGCAGACUGAGUGGAAGAACGGCACCCAAAGGUGCCGCCAAGCGACAGCGAUCUUCACUUAGUGGGGGUCAUUCAAGUAAUGACGAAGGAAACGAGGGUGCCGCAGACUCACCAUCUGGUCUCCAGGGUGACGACCACAGUCCGUCAGUGAGGAAACAGCCGAAGCGUGUUGUGAAACCCCGUGUCUACUUCGACCUGGUGGACUACGAGUCAGAUCUAGACGACAAAGCUCUCUCAAGCUCUGCGUCACCAGCCAGGAGAAGAGGAACUGGAUACCGUUUCAAUCAAGACUUUGUGUCACUGGAUGGAUUCCUGGGAGACAUUUCAGAUGAAGAAGUCAGGCAUCGGAAGUCCAGCUCACACCGUGUCCAACCUGGGAAGCGUAAACCCGAGAAGGGUCAGACAUCGCAGGUUCCUUUUGAGCAAACUCCCCCCAGUGUGCUGGCAGCUUUGGCUCAUGGGUUUGAACAGAGAGACGUUGAGUCAUCUAAACCUACUCACAAAAUCAGGGUUGAUUUCAAGGAGGACUGUACUUUGGAGAACGUGUGGAAAAUGGGUGGUUUGAGUAUACUGACAUCUGCGCCGCUCAUGCCGCCCUAUGUCUGCCUCCUUUGUGCCAGUAAAGGGCAACAUGAGAUGCUGUAUUGCCGAGUAUGUUGUGAACCCUUCCAUCAGUUUUGCCUUGAACCAUCAGAGCGCCCCUCAGAGGACAACAAAGAAAACUGGUGCUGUCGUCGCUGCAAGUUCUGCCACGUGUGCGGCAGGAAAACCAAGCACUCAAAGCCUUUGUUGGAGUGUGAACGAUGCCAGAACUGUUAUCAUGCCUCAUGUCUUGGACCCAACUAUCCAAAACAAAACAAGAAAAGGAAAGCUUGGGUUUGUAUGACAUGCAUCAGGUGUAAAAGUUGUGGCGUCACACCGGGUAAGAGUUGGGACGCUGACUGGAACCAUGACAAAGGCCUCUGUCCAGACUGUUCAAAACUGUAUGACCAGGGUAACUACUGUCCAAUCUGCUUCAAAUGCUAUGAGGACAAUGACUAUGACAGUCAGAUGAUGCAGUGUGGCACCUGUAACCACUGGGUACAUGCCAAGUGUGAGGAUCUAACAGAUGAGCUGUAUGAGAUUCUGUCGAGCCUUCCAGAGAGUGUAGUGUAUUCAUGUCGGCCGUGUAGUGUAACCCAGCCCAGUGCCUGGAGAGAGCUGCUUUACAUUGAGCUCAGGGCUGGGGUGGAGAAGGUGCUAGCUUGCCUGCUGUCCUCCACCCUCACCCAGCACCUUGUUACCUGCUCACAGUGUGUAAAGUUGGUCGAUACUGACAGCAGACUAGAAGGGCAGCCAGCCUGUGACCUCCGAGCUGUAGGCAAGAAAUUUGACAAGGGCCUUUAUACUACGUUGAAAAUGUUCCAUGAAGAUGUUGUUCAGGUGGUUCGAAAGAGGCUUGAGCAAGAAGAGGAUCUUCCAGAGGAGCAGAGACCCACUGCCCUUGCACGCUCUUACUAUCUAAAGCUCCUCGAGGAGGUGUUUAAUUGGUUCAACAGCCAAGAUCCAAAGGUGUGGAGCUCUUGUACCAAAGACAUGCCUAUGGGGAUGCUGUCCCAGGCUGUUCAUCCUCCAACAACAGAGCACGUUUAUGCUCAGUGGCAGGAGAGGGAGGAGCUCACGUCGAGGGCCCCACUGCGGCUCCUGCAGGAAGACAACGAAGAGAGCUUAGAUGUAAAGGAGGAAGAAGCAGUUUCUCCGAUGUCUGGGGAGCUAACAAGCCGGAACCACUUCAAAACCAGCAGGGCUGUCAGACUCAAAUUCAAAGGGAAAAGAGGCCGGCUUUCUAAAGCAGAUCUAGACACUGGAUGGUCCAAGGAUGAUGAGAGACAGUGCUCAUUGUGCCAAAAAUUUGGAGACCUCAAACCUAAUGAAGCGGGCAGGUUGCUGUACUUGGGCCAAAAUGAGUGGGCACAUGUCAACUGCUGUCUGUGGUCAGCUGAGGUGUUUGAAGAGGACAACGGCUCUCUGUUACACGUACACAGUGCUGUCACAAGAGGGCGCUUGAUGCGAUGUGAACGCUGCAACCAGACGGGUGCCACAGUGGGCUGCUGCCUGACAUCUUGUCAAAGCAACUAUCACUUCAUGUGCGCCCGUUCCCGUCACUGUGUGUUCCAGGACGAUAAAAAGGUCUACUGCUACAAACACCGACAUCUCAUCAGUGGCAGGAUGAGAACUGGUCAAGAGUUUGAAGUAAACCGCAGGGUGUAUGUGGAUUUCGAGGGGAUCAGCCCUCGCAGAAAGUUUUUGACAGGACUGGAACCAGAACUGAUCAACCUCAUGAUUGGUUCCUUACAGAUAGAAAAACUGGGUGUUCUGACAGAACUUUCAGCUAGCAAAGGAAAACUGUGUCCGGUGGGGUUUCAGUGUUCUCGGUGGUACUGGAGUACAGUUAAUCCAUUGCGCCGGUGCAAAUAUACAUGUACAGUCCGCGAGGUUCGGCCUGUUGUCCCAGAGAAGCCUGUUGAGGAGAUGCCUGACCGAGGAGACAAUCACACCAUAGCUCAUAGCCCCUGUCCGCUACCAGAAUCUGAAGUGCAGGAGGCUAACAUAACAGACUCCCAACCCCCAACGGAGGACAGCUUUGUCCAGGCACCUCCUCCUAAGUCAGAUCACAGUGCAAGGCCAAAGAUUCCCAGCUAUCCCCAAACGAGGAGACCUGCUGGAGGAAUGUCUCGACCUCUGCCAUCUCCAGGUUUAGGCCAGUUGAAACCUCACCACAUAUUAACCAUUAGUGAUCUGGAGGAGACUCGACGGGUUCGUCACCAUCCCCCACAUUCACACACAACAGGCCCCCGCGGUCGCAUGUCCCCCCCGCCCCUGGGCCCUCUGACUGGACCGAUCACACUCCGUGCUGGAAAAUCUUCCCAUCCCACUUCCCCACUGUUCCCACUUGCUACAGACAACCCGAUAAGUUCUCCAUCAUCCCGCCCAGUCGUAGGUAGAAGUGCGUCCUCAGUCCGAUGCCCUGGAAAUACAAUGACCCACUGUACCUCAUCUUUCUUCCCUCAGUCUCCCUGGCAGGACAGUACGGGAAACUUUCCUUCUCCUAGUCUGUCCUUCUCUCGAACUCGAUUAUCAUUUGAUCUGAAUCAGUCAGACUCAGUCGAGGUGCCGCACAACUUCUUAGCUUCACCAGAGCCUGAAGAUGUCUCUCCAGCCAAUGGUACUUCACCCCAGGGAGACUUGGACCAACAGAAGGAUGAAGAAGAAUUUCCCUACAGUUCAUUCCACAAGGAUCCCAGCAUGAGUCUUGGCCAAGAGAUGAGGACAGAGCUGGAGAUUGAAGAGACGCUCCUGAAUGAAGGUGUAGCAAUGAACUGUGGGGGGCAGAUAGUAGUGGAAGGUGAUGAUCAGGAAGAGUUUUGGGACAGAGUCCAGGAUGUACACAAAAGGAAGACGCUUGUUGCCAACCUACCACGGUCUGCAGCUUCAGCCAGGGACGACUUAGCAAGCACCUCCUCUGAUGAGGAUGAUAUGGAGCAUUAUUUUGACUUCUCUCGGACAAUAGUCAGUCGUCCCGGAUCAAAAGAUCUCUCCAAGUCUCCCUCCUCCCCUUCCUCCCGGCCUAUGGCUCAGCUUGACGGUGUUGAUGACGGCACAGAGAGCGACGCGAGCAUUGUGACCAGCAAUGAUGUUCAGAAAGUUGAUGGUCCUACUCGAACUCGGAUUCAAGCCAAAAACCUGAAUAAUAAAAACGUCCCUGAAUUGGAAACUGCAAACGGCACAGAGGCUGUUCGGAAUCUGUCCCCCGUAGCAUCGUCCAAUGAUAAGCAUACAGAUUCUUCAUCAGUUACCAUCUCAGUAGUCGGCAAAAGUCCUGUAGAUGGUUCAAAUCAAGAUGCACCUAAAUCAUAUGAUGCUACGCUGUCAAAUGACAACAACAAGGGACUUGUUUCUCCACAAAGCUCUCCACUUAAAGAGCAAAACACUGACUCUGAGACUGUGCUUCCUACUCCAGUUCAUGAUGCAAACUCACUCACAAAGGUGCCUGAGACCUCAUAUUCAGUGGGGGAAUUCCAGGGUCCCAGUCUAGGGUUUGCUCCUGAAAUGCCUCUUGUUCUUGACAGCUGUAAGCCUGACAGCUUUGUGUCAUCAGCUGAGGCAUCUGCUGUGUUAAUGAACCACUUGACAGCGAAUAAAAUGGAACCUUCUUUCGCUGAUGCUUCUGAUACUAGUCAGCGCAUCUUGUUGGAACUUCUUCAGCCACCUUCAAUGUCUACAGAUACACAAAACCCCACUCAAGGCAUUAUAGACCCCUUGCAGAUGUAUACCUGCUUACCAGGUUUACCAAGUAUUACACUUCAGCCUGUGACAUCCUCACAAGAGUCUGCAGCCUCCAUAGAACCUCUGUCUACUAAACUAACCACGCUUACUACCGUUGGAGACGUGACACAAACACUGCUUAGUGUCGCUCCACAAAAUGAUCCCGUGCUGUCUGUGACAUCUGGCGCUCGACCCCCAGCAGUGACGUGUGGAACUGUCUCUGUACCCAUCUACUCCACAAAAACACAGGCAUUGGGUUCUACGGCUGUCACCAUUGUUUCUUCCACUGCGUCAAUACCUUCUCUUUCUGUGCUGACGACACAGUGUUCAGCUGCUCCAACCACAAUCCAAACCACCUCAGCCCCUGUGAUCCUAAAUGGUUACAGCUCAUCAUCUGUGCAGAAAGACCCUGCAUCUGCCCACACUAUCUCCAUCAACUUUUCCACCCCCAGGAUGGCUUUAGAACCUCAACAGCCAGUGGUGUCUCAGGCAUUACCUGGUCAUGCCAUUCUUACUGUGAAAGAGGUGGGGGGUCCUAACGUGGAUCCCACACCUCACGUCCUGCUGGUGAACCGACUCGGGCAGAUCUUUGUGAAGAAUCCAGAAAGCAACACUUUUCAGCUGCCCACUCCCAACUCCCCCUCCUAUAACUGUGUCACUCAGAUUGCAAGUCUUUUGCAAAGCAACGCGCUUUCAGCCACACUAGCAGCAGCUGGCAACAUGACAGCACCACCCCCCAGGGUCAGCGUGGCAGCAGCAGUGCCUCCGUCAGUCACACCUGCAGUUCAGAAUCCAACCACAAUUACACAGCUGCUCACUCACAACAGCAACGGUUCGGUGGCAUCAGUUAAUGUGAAGAAGCCAAGGAAGAAUACAAAAACAUCAAAAGAUGAGACUGUAACACAAUUUAAAAAACCAAAGAAAAAGAAGGAGUCCAGUGCAUCCAGAAAGUUAUCGAAGGCGACAGGUCAGCCCGCUCAGUCGGCUGAGAGUCCUCCCACGACCCCUGCUGAAAGUGCCCAAGCAAUUAUCAACCAAGCAAUGGCGAGUAACUACACCCCCAAGUGGAGUGGGCUUCGAACACUCAGCCCCUCCUCACUGGUUUUGCCACCUGGCCUAUUGAUUGAACCAGAGCUUCCUGUGUCACCUCGCUCUUCAUCACCAACGCCAGCUCCUGCACCACGACCUCGCACCCAUGUCCGCAUGAAAAGAGUGUCCUCGCUUUCAGACCGCAUUGUCACAAAGAAAUCAAAAGUUGACUUCCUGCCACCAGAGCCCAUCAGCGAGGACAAGGAGCGGCCCAGAGCCACCUUUCCCAUCAUCUCCAGCAGGGCCUCGGGAGUCCGCAUCAAGACACCAACGGUGAAAGGAGUGCUAAACCUGGACGAGCUAAAGCAGGAGCGAAUCAGUGAUUCUGAAAGCACAGGGUCUGAGCCUUGGGAUUACAUGUCUUGGGGGGAACAAGGCAAGCCGCAUGCUUGGGAACCAGUUGGACACAGCAACUUGACUGACUGGAAGAAAUACUCUGGUGCUGCUUCUACCUCAGACGAUGAACCCCCGCCGUCUGAUAAGGAUGAAGAAUGUUCAACUAACAGAGACCAGCCGUUCUUACAAUUUGAGAUCACCAGCGAUGAUGGGUUCAGCGUAGAGGCAGACAGUAUCGAGGUGGCUUGGAAAGCGGUGAUAGAUGGGGUGCAGGAGGCACGAGCGCUUGCGAGGCUGAGACCUCUCACCUUUCAGAGGAUCACAGGUGCUCGUAUGCUGGGUUUGGUCCACGAUGCUGUGGUGUUCUUGCUGGAGCAACUUCAAGGAGCUCACCGAUGUCAACCCCACGCCUUCCGUUUCUUCAAACUGUUCAGCCAAGAGGAUGAUCUGCCGGUCAAUCCCAGUGGCUGUGCUCGCUCUGAGCUCUAUCUUAGGAAGUCCACGUUUGAUAUUUUUAACUUCCUGGCUUCUCAGCAUAGGCAGCUUCCUGACAAUGGGCCUUAUGAUGAUGAGGAAGAUGAGGUUCUGUUGAAGUCCACAAGACGAGCUACUAGUUUGGAGUUGCCCAUGGCCAUGCGCUUCAGACACUUAGAACGAACAUCCAAGGAGGCUGUUGGCGUCUACAGGUCUGCCAUCCAUGGCCGAGGUCUUUUCUGCAAGAGGAACAUCGAAGCGGGGGAGAUGGUUAUUGAAUACGCAGGCAUCGUCAUCCGCUCAGUGCUCACUGACAAAAGGGAGAAGUACUACGAUGGCAAGGGUAUUGGCUGUUACAUGUUCCGCAUUGAUGACUUUGAUGUGGUGGAUGCGACCAUGCACGGCAAUGCAGCGAGGUUCAUCAACCACUCCUGCGAACCUAACUGCUACUCCAGAGUGAUAAACGUGGAAGGCCGGAAGCACAUUGUCAUCUUCGCUCUGAGGAAGAUCUACAGGGGGGAGGAGCUCACCUAUGACUACAAGUUCCCCAUUGAAGAUGCCAGCAACAAACUCAACUGCAACUGUGGAGCACGGCGAUGUCGGCGUUUCCUCAAUUGAGCGAUCCCUCGAAGGAGAUGGGGGAAGAUCUUGUUCGCUAGUAAGCCUUAAUGUCUGAUGGCACUGGAUUGGAUUUUGGGAGGAGGUGGGCAGUCAACAUAGCAGGUGAAUUAGCCACUUUGAGACCAGAGAGUAACACUGGGCUGUUAGAUGUGACAUGUGGACAUUUUAUCGAUUGGACAAUAAGAAGAAGUAAGCAAGAAUUCAUACGUUCUUGAAAAGUUUGUGUUCGCAAGGUUCUUCUGUGUUCCUAUCUCACCACAGCAGUAAAUUUAGCGGAGGAAGGACAACAAGUCAGGCUCCUGGAUCUGUCGGGACAACACCAACAGAAAUUUUUUUGAUACACACGUCAAGCCUUAUCUGUUUGAAUCAUUGUUGAAAACCUGUAGUUAAGAUUUGAGGGAUUCCUUAUAUGUUUUAUUCAUUUCUGGGUGGGGGGUGUCUGUCUGUAUGACACUUGUGAUCAUGAUUGCUCCAUCGUCCAGUGAUGGGAUCAUUUUAAAGCCCCAUUCGUGCAGUGGUGAAGUCAGUUCCCGAGCCAUACAUUCACUCGUACCUUUAUUUGUGCAUUUUAUCAAACAUUUAACACUUCUCACGUUGUUGAUAGAUUUUUUGUUUCCUUUUAGACUCACUUUUUCAUAAAUAACAAACAUGGUGCUAAGCUUUGACAGGUCGUCAGUUGAACUAAGCUGUCCUGUGAAUCAGGAAUUGUUUAGCUGUUUAUUCACCCUGCUGAGGUCAUGUAUCUUAAAUUUAUGCACUCGAGCAGUACUCUUAUCGUCAUUGGAGUAUAGUGUCUGCUAGGUUUGACACUUGUGGUCUGCUGUUUUUUCCUCUUUCUCUUUCUUCCUGUGCAGACUUGCAAUGUAGAUUAUUGCAGUUUCAGUCAGUAGUGUCAUAUUUAUAAGAAUGGAAGCAGGAAACUUUUUUUCUGUUGAUGUACAGUGUAUGUAGCAAACACUACCCAAGCCAAAAGUGAAGAGUUGUGGUGAAUAUCAGUUUUUAGAUAUAUAUAUAUAUAUUUUAUUACUCUUAUGGCAGAUGCUCAUUACAUGUUGCAAUAAGACUUUGCUGCCCUGUAGUUGCGCAUAAAAAACCAUAAAAACACACAUUAUUUUCUUCUUUGUGAAACUUGCGAGAGUUUAUCUCUUGAUCAGGGAGGGCACUGGCGUAAAGCAUCGCUUCUGAGUGUGUGCACUCAGCUCCUGCACCAGGCUUGUUAAAAACAGGGUGCACAGACUUAAAAAGUUGUCGCAGUUGCAAAUGAAAACAAGAAAAGGUCUGAAGUAGAGCUGAUAGAACACACUCAGCACCUUUAUGAUAAUUGUUUAACAUUGUUCUUAGUCCAUGUUCAGUGCCGUCAUUGACGAGGCUAAUUGAAAUCACACACUGUUCAAAUUGUAUAUUUAUUCAUGUUUUUGAUUUUGAUUUUUAAUGGUAAAAGGUUGUGCUUUGUAUAAACGGUGGUGGUCUUGUGUAUUAGGAGAUCUCCCCUAUCUGUAUAUUUUUUUUUUAUUGUUUACAAAUGAUGUCCUUGGUUUCACUAAUUUACUUGAAUUUUUUCAUUUGGGGCAGUUAUGUCAUUCAUUUAAGCCUUUAUGACAAAUUGUUCUAAAGCAGGUAUUUUUAAAGAAUCAUUUUUAUUUUAUUUUUUUUGUUAUGGUAGAUUACUGUCGGUCUUAGAAUCAGACACAGGAGUAAAUUGAGCACUGUUUGCCUUUCCAAGCCCAUAAUCAUUGUUUUUGUGUCACGUCGUUCUCUCCAGACAAACUGGAGCAAAUUUCCAUAAUCUUUUGGUCGUAAUCUUUAUCCCAUUUCCUUCUUGCAUGUCCAAUCACUGGGAUGGAGCCCAGAUUAACAUGUGUCAAUCACCCACCUGACAACGAGAGCAGUCACUCCCAACUCCUUGCAAGGAUUCUACCUCAGCUGUUUAAACAGAUGUCUGGGAAUACUGAUGCAAAAAAGAGAGGAUGAUAAUUUAAGAGUUGCUUGGUUUUAAUUUCCUGCAGAGUGUGUGUUUGUGUGUGCACGCGUCUGUCUGUGUAUUAUGUGCGUGCAUGUGUGUGGGUAUGUGCGUGCACCUGAAAUGAAGGAUGCAAAGCACUAGUCAAAACCUUAAGUUAUCAUGACCAUCUCUCCCAGAAUCUGUUAAGAAAGCUGUAUGUUAUAUAUACACACAUAUAUAAAUAAAUAUAUA
This is a messenger RNA of Paralichthys olivaceus (Japanese flounder), 13896 nucleotides long. It is a transcript of the gene kmt2bb, whose product is annotated as lysine (K)-specific methyltransferase 2Bb. Gene Ontology annotation, molecular function: protein binding; DNA binding; zinc ion binding. Gene Ontology annotation, biological process: positive regulation of DNA-templated transcription. NCBI's taxonomy places the organism in Eukaryota, Metazoa, Chordata, Actinopteri, Pleuronectiformes, Paralichthyidae. Gene Ontology annotation, cellular component: histone methyltransferase complex; nucleus. The record is from RefSeq and is a predicted model, not a curated record.